AUGGCUUCAGUACAGAUCCCGCCCCCCGUGCAGCACCCGGGCGCGCCAAUGCCUACCGGGGCGACUAAACAACAGGCCGAAGAGGUCUUUCGGAAACUCAAACAAAUGAAAGAAUCGGGCGUCCCGCCAAACGAUCCCGAGUAUAUGAAGGCGUCGCAAUUCCUGCUCAACUUCCAACAGCAGCACCACAUGCGACGAAACCAGCAGCAGUACAUCCAGGCCCAGCAGCAGAUGCAGCAGAAUGCUCAGGCCGUCCAGAACGGCAACGCCAACGGAGUCAAUGGAAACGUCAAUGGUGUCCAGCGACCGCAGCAGGGCGUGCCUCAGACGACGCAGGCUGCUGCUCUGCCAACCGCCAUGGGAACGGCGGCUGCUGCAUCUAAUGCAUCUGCUACCACUACCCCGAAUACCCCUGCACAGCCGAAUUCGAGUACACCAAGCCACUUUACAACAAAGCAGCUUGGUCUACUUAGGCAACAGAUUCAUGCCUUCAAGCUUCUCGGCAAAAACGCAGGGAUUUCAGUUGCGCUACAGCAAGCUAUUUUCCAGCAGCGUCAGCAGCGCCAAGCAGCUGUCACGACUUCAGCCCAAACUGCCGCUGCAUCAAAGACUCCCCAGCCUGGCUCGGAUGCUACAAAGCCCACACCAAACGGUGUUGAUGCUGCCGCCGCCCAAGAUGACGCCCUCUCUCUCCCUAAACCCCAUACAUACAAGACUGUCAAGUCACCAUAUGGCAGCAGUAUGAUUCGGCCCUCUAUCAAAUAUUUCGACCAUGCGCAGCGGAAGAAUCGCUGGUUUAUUCCUGGCGUCUUCCCGACCGGCAUUGACUUUGACCACCUGCGUUACGAGAGAGAAGUCGUCGUCUUCAACCGCAUGAGCCAGCGAUAUUCAGAGCUGAAGAAUCUGCCCGCCAACAUCGCCCAUUGGGAUACGACCAAGGAGAACGUCGAAGUUGACGACUCUGUAAAAGUCAAGGCCGUCAUUGAAAUGAAGAGCUUGGCUUUGUAUGCCAAGCAGCGAGCUCUCCGUGAGAAGAUUGCGCGUCAGAUGAUGCACUACGAUAAUCUGGCAAUGACGACCAACCGGACAAACUACCGUCGUAUGAAGAAGCAGAAUGUCCGGGAGGCUCGCAUUACAGAGAAGCUGGAGAAGCAGCAGCGUGAUGCUCGCGAGAAUCGCGAAAAGAAGAAGCACAACGACUUCCUCCGAGCCAUUUAUAACCACCGCGCCGAGAUCACCGAGACCGCGGCGGCUCAGAAGAACAAAUCACACAAGCUUAGUAGGCUCAUGUACUCUCACCAUUUCAACAUUGAGAAGGAAGAGCAGAAGCGUAUUGAGAGAACGGCCAAGCAGCGUCUGCAGGCUCUCAAGGCCAACGACGAAGAGGCGUAUCUCAAACUGCUUGACCAGGCCAAGGAUACCCGUAUUACGCAUCUGCUUAAGCAGACCGACGGUUUCUUGCACCAGCUUGCCUCUUCAGUCAAGGCUCAACAGCGCCAAGCUGCCGAGACAUAUGGCACAGACAUGGGCGAGUUUAUUGACGAAGAGAGUGAAAUCGACGAGGAAGAUAGCGGCAAGAAGAUUGACUACUACGCUGUGGCCCAUCGCAUCCGCGAAGAAGUCACCCAGCAGGCAAGCAUUCUUGUUGGAGGCUCGCUGAAGGAAUACCAAGUCAAGGGUCUGCAGUGGAUGAUUUCACUAUACAAUAACAACCUCAACGGUAUCCUUGCAGAUGAAAUGGGUCUCGGAAAGACGAUUCAGACCAUUAGUCUGAUCACCUACCUGAUUGAGCAGAAGCAGCAGAGCGGACCUUACUUGGUCAUUGUCCCUCUAAGUACCCUGACCAACUGGAACCUCGAAUUCGAAAAGUGGGCCCCGUCUGUAUCUCGCGUCGUUUACAAGGGCCCCCCCAAUACCCGUAAGCUACAGCAAGAGAAGAUUCGCCAGGGACGCUUCCAGGUACUGUUGACUACCUACGAGUACAUUAUCAAAGAUCGACCCAUUCUCAGCAAGAUUAAGUGGUUCCACAUGAUCAUCGACGAAGGUCACCGUAUGAAGAACACGCAAUCCAAGCUCAGCGCGACUAUCCAGCAGUACUACAACACCCGUUUCCGACUUAUUCUCACCGGUACCCCUCUUCAGAACAAUCUGUCUGAGCUGUGGGCCAUGCUCAACUUUGUCCUGCCAAACAUUUUCAAAUCAGUCAAGACCUUUGACGAGUGGUUCAACACCCCCUUUGCCAACACUGGUGGCCAGGACAAGAUGGAACUCACUGAAGAAGAGCAGAUUCUCGUCAUUCGACGUCUGCACAAGGUUUUGCGGCCUUUCCUCCUGCGUCGUUUGAAGAAGGAUGUCGAGAAAGACUUGCCCGACAAGACGGAAAAGGUCAUCAAGUGCAAGUUUUCUGCGCUGCAGUCCAAGCUCUACAAGCAAAUGGUUACCCACAACAAGCUGGUUGUCAGCGAUGGCAAGGGUGGCAAGACUGGUGCCCGUGGUCUGAGCAACAUGAUUAUGCAGCUGCGAAAGCUCUGCAACCAUCCGUUUGUCUUUGAUGUGGUCGAGAAUGUCAUGAAUCCCCUCAACAUCAGCAACGAUCUUCUUUGGAGAACGGCUGGUAAAUUCGAGUUGCUGGACCGAGUUCUGCCCAAAUACAAGGCAACUGGCCACAGAGUUUUGAUGUUCUUCCAAAUGACGGCCAUCAUGGAUAUUAUGGAAGACUACCUUCGUUACCGAAGCUACAAGUAUCUGCGUUUGGACGGUACGACAAAAUCGGAUGAGCGAUCCGAUCUCCUGAGAGACUUCAAUGCGCCCGGCUCAGAUUACUUUUUGUUCUUGCUGUCCACUCGUGCUGGUGGUUUGGGUCUCAACUUGCAGACGGCAGAUACUGUCAUUAUCUACGACUCUGAUUGGAAUCCUCACCAGGAUUUGCAGGCACAGGAUCGUGCCCAUCGUAUCGGUCAGAAGAACGAGGUGCGAAUUCUUCGUCUGAUUAGCUCUAAUUCCGUCGAGGAGAAGAUUUUGGAACGUGCUCGGUUCAAGCUAGAUAUGGACGGCAAAGUUAUCCAAGCAGGUCGUUUUGAUAACAAAUCCUCCGAGACAGAUCGUGACGCCAUGCUUCGAACUCUGCUGGAAACCGCCGAUAUGGCUGAGUCUGGCGAGCAGGAAGAGAUGGAAGACGAAGAGCUCAACAUGUUACUUGCCCGUAACGAUGACGAACUCGUCACCUUCCAGAAGCUUGACGAAGAGCGACAAAAAGAAUCCAUCUAUGGUGGUCCGAGAGGAAAACCACGACUCAUGGGCGAAGACGAAUUACCCGACAUCUAUCUCAACGAAGGCAACCCUAUUGAGGACGACGCUGAAGAGAUUAUUCUUGGUCGCGGUGCUCGUGAGCGAACCAAGGUGAAAUAUGACGAUGGCCUGACAGAAGAACAGUGGCUGAUGGCGGUGGACGACGACGAGGAUUCUCCAGAGGCGGCAGCAGCGCGUAAACAGGCACGCAAAGAUAAGAGAGAGGCCAAUAGGACCAAGAGAUUGGGAGGCCCGGACAACUCGCCUUCCGUAAGUCGCGCCAGCACGGAGGAAUUGGAGACACCCAAGAAGAGAGGUCGCAAACCCGGAAGCAAGAACGAGAAGCGGAAGGCAGAAGACGUGGACGAUGAGCCUCCUGCCAAGAAGCGACGUGGCCCUCAGGGCCGACCCAGCAAAUCUGCCGCCCAUAACGAUUCUCGGCUGGGAUCUCAGCAACGAGAGGUGCUUCAAAAGAGUUUGCGAGCAUUGUACGAUAGCCUGAUGAACUUGGAAGUGGAUGAUAUUGAACCGCCUGCCGAGGACGACGAAUCCGACGCCGGUAAGCGUCUCAUUAUCGGGCCGUUUGUCAAGCUGCCCCCGAAACGCGAGUAUGCCGACUACUAUGUGAUUAUCCAAAACCCUAUUUGCAUGAAUCAUAUACAGACGCGUAUCAAGAAGGAAGAGUAUAAUAGCUUGAGCGAUCUUCGCAAAGACUUUGACUUGCUGAUACGCAACUGUCAAACGUACAACGAAGACGGAAGUAUCCUGUAUCAGGAUGCGAAAACGAUGGAUGUAAGUUGCAAAAAAAAAAUAAAAAAAUAA
This is a messenger RNA of Trichoderma atroviride IMI 206040, 4110 nucleotides long. NCBI's taxonomy places the organism in Eukaryota, Fungi, Ascomycota, Sordariomycetes, Hypocreales, Hypocreaceae. The record is from RefSeq and is a predicted model, not a curated record.